Messenger RNA from Funneliformis caledonium, 2538 nucleotides. Lineage: Eukaryota; Fungi; Glomeromycota; Glomeromycetes; Glomerales; Glomeraceae. The record is from the annotation of a GenBank genome assembly.
AUGUCUGAAGGAAAAAAUCUUUUUAGACAAAUAGAAAUUCCUAUCUCAGAGGAUGGAGAAUUAUCCGAAAAAUCAAAUAAUCGAAAAGAACAGAGUAGAAGUACGAUAAUAGAUACAAUUUUAGGACGACCUAAUUUUUCAGCAACAUCACUUCAUAAUGAUUUGGACGAGCAUUUAGAAAAAUUUGAAAUUAUCAAACUACAAGUGGAAGCGCAUCGUACUUUAAAUUUAAUAAAUGUAGAAGAUCAAAAUUUAUAUAAUAAAAUGGAUGAAUGGGUGAAAAGUAAUCCUGGUGUUACUUUGGAGACAACUAUUUUGAAAUUUGAUCCGGAGAAAUAUCCUAAUUCUGAUGCGCUUGCAAAAGUAAUUUAUGAUUAUCCAUUCCCAGAUUUCAUUUUAAAAUAUGAGAAUGAUAAAGUCAAACACCUAUAUGAUCAUGAAAAUAAUGAGAAAUACGAGAUUCGAGCCAUGAAACGUCAAAACUUUGAACGUUUGCUUCUUCGUGCUGGAUUGUUUCUAGAACACGAAAUUGAUACAGAAGGAGAUAAUACUUAUGUUAAAGUUAUUGCUCCAUUCGAGAGAUUAUGUGAGCAAGCUCAACAAACUAAAAUUAAACUUCGUUUUAACGAUCGUUUGAGAAAGUUUAAAGGAGCAGAAGCUAAUAAAAAUAUAGCAGAAAUUUCAUUGAAUUUCUUUACUUGUUCAAUAAGAAAUUUAUUGGUUCAUAGAAUGAUAAUUACAGCUAAUCAGAUUAAUAAAAAAGUGACAUUAGCUAAUGGUCGGGUGAUAUAUGUUAAAAGAAAAAUAGAUGCUUUAGCGAUUAGCAAACUUCUUAAGGCUCAUGUUUAUGAUAAGUUUUAUCCUAUUCACGAUGGUUCUCCAAAAAUUAAGCGUGGUUCAGUUACGUCUCCUGAAGAAAUUGAAAAAUAUAAUUUAAGAGCUCAAUUAAACGAAUUAUGGGUUAAAAGUCGAACGAAACAACCAAUAGAAAAAAUAAGAGAAUAUUUCGGUGAAAAAUUUGCUUUAUACUUUGUUUGGUUAGGCUUUUAUACGUCAUGGUUGUCAAUAGCAAGUGUUGCAGGUUUGACUGUAGUUCUUUAUGGAGUAAUUGACGCGGAAAUCGGAACGAAUUUGAACGAUUUACAAGGCGCUUCAAAAAUUUGGGAUAACGCGCUUACGGCACCGUAUGCAUUCCUAAUGGCAAUUUGGGCUACUUGUUUCUUAGAAUCAUGGAAAAGAGCCAACGCCUCAAUACAAUACGAUUGGGACGUGAUUGACUUCGAAAGAGAAGAACUUCCAAGACCUGAAUUUUAUGGAACUACGCUCCGUGUAUCCCCCGUUACUUUGAAAAAAGAGAUCCAUUUUCCUUUUAAAGAGAAAUUAACUAAAUUAUUAAUUUCCGGAGCAAUAGUUUUAAUUUCGAUAGGAAUCGUAAUCGUAACUGUAGGAGUGUUAAUAAUUUUCCCAAGUCAAUUAAACGUUAGUCCUCCAAAGCUUAGAACUGUAAUUACAGCUUCUGUAAAUCUGGCAACCAUUAUUAUAUUGAACAUGAUAUACAGACAUGUGGCAAGAUAUCUUACGAAUUUUGAAAAUCAUAAAACUCAAACUCAGUUCGAAGAUUCAUUGAUUCUUAAGGCAUACCUUUUUGAUUUUGUCAAUUUUUAUUCGUCUUUAAUUUACAUUUUGUUGUUUAAGAAAAAUUGCGAGGUAUACGUAACCUGUAUGAAUGAACUUACAAUUCAACUCGCAAUUAUUUUUGUCGGUAAACAAAUGAUUGGACAAGGUCAAGAGGUUUUAAUUCCAUGGAUAAUGAGUAAAUGGUAUAAAACUAAAAAUAUAGCGGAACGAGACGAAUUGGAGAAAAAAUAUGCAGAAUCUAAUAGAAAACAUACGAACGUACCGCAAUGGGUAUAUGAUGAUCGUUUAGCUACGUCUUCGGAAACCAUUAGGACCGAAUAUGAAGAAAUUGUAGUUCAAUUUGGGUUUGUUACAUUAUUUGGUACAGCUUUUCCAUUAGCUCCAUUAUUUGCUUGGAUAAACAAUAUGACUGAGAUAAGAUUUGAUGCGUUUAAGGUAUAUGAAUCUCAAGAAUAUAUUCAGACAUUACAAAGACCAGUUGGAUUUCAAACGCAAGAUUUGGGAAUGUGGGAAAAAAUUAUGUCCAUAGUAUCAUUAAUAUCUGUAUUGACAAAUGCAGUAAUUAUAGCAUUUCAUUCAUCAUGGAUGCAUGCUCAAUUUGACAAAUAUACAAAGAAUCCUGAAGAGCUAUUAGUUGCCAGACUUGGUUUUGUUCUUGCUUUUGAGCAUCUCGUAUUUAUCAUUAAAUUAAUAUUUGCGUAUAUGAUACCGGACGUACCAAGAACAGUUAAAAUUGCAAUGGAGAGGGAACGUUAUCUUACUAGACUGGCGUUGGAUGGGGAUCCACCUGCGUUAGAUGAAUAUUGGAGUGAUGAUAAAGAUGAUGCUUCUUUAUUUUCUGUAAAAGGAUCUUUAUUGUUACCUUCCAAUACUGUCACUGGAGGUAAUAUUGUUAAAUAG